Pipistrellus kuhlii (Kuhl's pipistrelle) is the source of this 1704-nucleotide messenger RNA. RefSeq names its product retinoid X receptor alpha (gene RXRA). Gene Ontology annotation, cellular component: RNA polymerase II transcription regulator complex; nucleus. The record is from RefSeq and is a predicted model, not a curated record. Gene Ontology annotation, molecular function: zinc ion binding; nuclear steroid receptor activity; nuclear receptor activity. The coding region runs from base 109 to 1512 and encodes 467 amino acids. The transcript has 11 exons. NCBI's taxonomy places the organism in Eukaryota, Metazoa, Chordata, Mammalia, Chiroptera, Vespertilionidae. Gene Ontology annotation, biological process: anatomical structure development; positive regulation of transcription by RNA polymerase II; retinoic acid receptor signaling pathway.
CAACUCGCCGCGCCGCGGCCUCCGCGCGCCGCCGCCGCCCCGCCGCCGCCGGCUCCCGCCGCCCGGGCCCGGCCGGCCGCGCCGGGGGCCGCCGCGCUCGCCGCCGCCAUGGACACCAAGCACUUCCUGCCGCUCGACUUCUCCACCCAGGUGAACUCCUCCCCGCUCAGCUCGCCCACCGGCCGGGGCUCCAUGGCGGCCCCCUCGCUGCACCCCUCGCUGGGGCCCGGCCUGGGCGCACCGCUCGGCUCCCCGGGACAGCUGCACUCGCCCAUCAGCACGCUGAGCUCGCCCAUCAACGGCAUGGGUCCCCCCUUCUCCGUCAUCAGCUCCCCCAUGGGCCCCCACUCCAUGUCCGUGCCCACCACGCCCACCCUGGGCUUCGGCACCGGCAGCCCGCAGCUCAGCUCGCCCAUGAACCCCGUCAGCAGCUCGGAGGACAUCAAGCCCCCGCUGGGCCUCAAUGGCGUCCUCAAGGUCCCGGCCCACCCCUCAGGGAACAUGGCGUCCUUCACCAAGCACAUCUGCGCCAUCUGCGGGGACCGCUCCUCAGGCAAGCACUACGGCGUGUACAGCUGCGAGGGCUGCAAAGGCUUCUUCAAGCGGACGGUGCGGAAGGACCUGACCUACACCUGCCGGGACAACAAGGACUGCCUCAUCGACAAGCGCCAGCGCAACCGCUGCCAGUACUGCCGCUACCAGAAGUGCCUGGCCAUGGGCAUGAAGCGCGAAGCCGUGCAGGAGGAGCGGCAGCGGGGCAAGGACCGCAGCGAGAGCGAGGUGGAGUCCACCAGCAGCGCCAACGAGGACAUGCCGGUGGAGAAGAUCCUGGAGGCCGAGCUGGCCGUGGAGCCCAAGACGGAGACGUACGUGGAGGCCACGAUGGGGCUGAACCCCAGCUCGCCCAACGACCCCGUCACCAACAUCUGCCAGGCGGCCGACAAGCAGCUCUUCACGCUGGUGGAGUGGGCCAAGCGGAUCCCGCACUUCUCCGAGCUGCCGCUGGACGACCAGGUCAUCCUGCUGCGGGCCGGCUGGAACGAGCUGCUCAUCGCCUCCUUCUCGCACCGCUCCAUCGCCGUCAAGGACGGGAUCCUGCUGGCCACCGGGCUGCACGUGCACCGGAACAGCGCCCACAGCGCCGGCGUGGGCGCCAUCUUCGACAGGGUCCUGACGGAGCUGGUGUCCAAGAUGCGGGACAUGCACAUGGACAAGACGGAGCUGGGCUGCCUGCGCGCCAUUGUGCUCUUCAACCCGGACUCCAAGGGGCUCUCGAACCCGGCUGAGGUGGAGGCGCUGCGGGAGAAGGUGUACGCGUCCCUGGAGGCGUACUGCAAGCACAAGUACCCGGAGCAGCCGGGGAGGUUUGCCAAGCUGCUGCUGCGCCUGCCCGCCCUGCGGUCCAUCGGCCUCAAGUGCCUGGAGCACCUGUUCUUCUUCAAGCUCAUCGGCGACACGCCCAUCGACACCUUCCUCAUGGAGAUGCUGGAGGCCCCGCACCAAAUGACUUAGCCGGCGCCGCCAGCCGCCCGGCCGCGCCCCCCUGUGCCGCCCGCCCCCGCCCGGCGUGGACUGCGGGCGGCUGUCACUGCUAAGCCUAAGAGAUGUGUUGCCACCCCACCCCAUGCUGCUUGUCUUUGGACCCGGCAGGGCACUGCUUUCCCAGCGGCCAGACGGCCGGACGCACGGCCCCGCGGCCACCGG